CGUUCGUGCUUCAUUGAAGCUGGCGGGCGACUCUUGUUCGAAUAUGUCAUAGCCCUGCGAACGAGAGUAUGCGAUGAGGCUCUCCCGCAGCGUCGUGGCUCGAAACAGUUCAGAGAAAAUUACAAAGUCAAAUAAGCGCGCUUGUGCCUCAUACACCAUGUAUAAUCUCGAUAAAUAUAAUCACUAUGUACUUGUGUGUACAGCAAUAAACUGGAUUACUUUGGCAAUGGGCAACUCUACAUACGCAAUGGAAUCCGUUCGUUUGGAGCCACUUCCCGCGAGGCGUGUGAAGGCCGGGAAAGCGGUAACAUUUACGUGCUCGCUAUACGAAGGCGACAAUGUCAGCUUUUUCUGGAGUAAAAAUGGGGUAAUCCUGAAAACAGGCGAUCGCAUCGAUAUCUCCGCCACAAGAUACUCGGCGACGUUGUCGAUUAGAGGUGUAAAGCCAAGUGAUGCUGGCGACUAUCUCUGCGUGGGACGAAAUGCCGUCUCGGAAGAAAAAGCAACAGCUAAACUUCAAGUCGAAGGUGCUUAUUUAACGAAAGCUAGAAAAGAUUUCUCGAUUAUAUGCGUUCUUUUUAAAGGCUGAUAAAUUUACCUUGAAC
This is a messenger RNA of Varroa destructor (honeybee mite), 605 nucleotides long. RefSeq names its product B-cell receptor CD22-like. NCBI's taxonomy places the organism in Eukaryota, Metazoa, Arthropoda, Arachnida, Mesostigmata, Varroidae. The record is from RefSeq and is a predicted model, not a curated record.